AUGUCUGCCGUGGCGUUCCAGGACCUUCCUCUCAACAUCUACAUGGUCAUCUUCGGGACCGGAGUCUUCGUCUUUGUCCUCAGCCUCAUCUUCUGCUGCUACUUCAUCAGUAAACUGAGGCACCAGGCUCAGCGAGAGAGGUUUGGAUACAAAGCGGUGGUAUUCAAAGGGGAUACAAAGAAACUGAAUCUACACGGGCAGACAUGCGCCGUGUGCUUGGAGGACUUCAGAGUGAAAGAUGAGCUAGGAGUGUUGCCAUGCCAACACGCCUUUCACCGGAGUUGCCUGGUGAAGUGGCUGGAGGUGCGCUGUGUGUGUCCCAUGUGUAACAAGCCCAUCACUGGACCACCUGAACAUCACCACAGCCUGGGCACACUACUGGAUGAACUGGUGUAG
This is a messenger RNA of Salvelinus namaycush (lake trout), 396 nucleotides long. Its product is annotated as RING finger protein 122-like. Lineage: Eukaryota; Metazoa; Chordata; Actinopteri; Salmoniformes; Salmonidae. The record is from RefSeq and is a predicted model, not a curated record. Bases 1 to 396 code for a protein of 131 amino acids. The transcript is spliced from 5 exons.